AUGGCCGACUUGGAAGCCGUGUUGGCCGACGUCAGCUACCUAAUGGCUAUGGAGAAGAGCAAGUGCACGCCGGCGGCCAGAGCCAGCAAGAAAAUCGUCUUGCCGGACCCGAGUGUUCGAAGUGUAAUGCACAAAUACCUUGAAAAAAAAGAAGAAGUUAAUUUUGAUAAAAUCUUCAAUCAAGUUCUAGGUUACUUGUUAUUCAAAGAUUUUUGUGAACAUCUACCCGAAGAUGAACAAAUACCUGAAAUUAACUUUUAUGAUGAGAUCAAAAGGUAUGAAAAAUUAGAAUCAAUCGACGAGAGGAGAAAAUUAGCUAGGGACAUUUAUGAUAAUUAUAUUAUGAAAGAACUUUUGUCACAUACUCAUAAUUACCCUAAAGAUGCAGUCGCUCAUGUUCAAAAAUAUUUGAUGAAAAAUGAAGUGCCUGUUAAUUUAUUUGAACCUUAUAUUAAAGUAAUAUUCAAUCAUCUUCGGGAAGAACCUUUUAAAAAAUUUCUAGAAAGUGAUAAAUAUACUAGAUUCUGUCAAUGGAAAAAUUUAGAACUUAAUAUUUCGCUGACCAUGAACGAUUUUAGUGUUCACCGUAUAAUUGGUAGAGGUGGUUUUGGUGAAGUUUAUGGUUGUCGAAAAGCUGAUACUGGAAAGAUGUAUGCAAUGAAAUGUCUUGAUAAGAAACGAAUAAAAAUGAAACAAGGGGAAACACUUGCCUUAAACGAACGUAUUAUGUUGUCUCUAGUCAGUACCGGGGUGGACUGUCCUUUUAUUGUUUGUAUGACGUAUGCAUUUCAUACACCUGAUAAACUUUGUUUCAUAUUAGACCUAAUGCAUGGUGGUGAUUUACAUUAUCAUUUAGCACAGCAUGGUGUAUUUAAUGAACUUGAUAUGAAAUUCUAUGCUGCUGAAGUAAUUUUAGGCUUAGAGCAUAUGCACCGAAGAUUUAUUGUCUACAGGGACUUAAAGCCAGCCAACAUACUUUUAGAUGAAUACGGUCAUGUACGAAUAUCAGAUUUAGGUUUAGCUUGUGACUUUUCUAAAAAGAAGCCACAUGCUAGUGUGGGAACACAUGGUUACAUGGCACCAGAAGUGUUAUCAAAAGGAACAGCUUAUGAUUCAAGUGCAGAUUGGUUUUCUUUUGGUUGCAUGUUAUACAAACUACUUAAAGGCCACAGUCCAUUCAGACAACAUAAAACCAAGGACAAACACGAAAUUGACCGAAUGACCUUAACAAUGUUUAUGUUGCAGAAUGUAGAACUUCCAGAUUCUUUUUCAAAAAGUUUAAAAGAUCUUUUAGAAGGACUUUUACAACGUGAUAUAAAUGAAAGAAUUGGGUGUCGAGGAAGGGGGUCUGAUGAAUUAAAAGAACAUCCAUUUUUUGCGGGACUCGAUUGGCAACAAGUAUAUAUGCAAAAAUAUACACCACCUCUUAUACCUCCGAGAGGAGAAGUUAAUGCUGCCGAUGCAUUUGAUAUUGGUUCAUUUGAUGAAGAGGACACAAAGGGCAUCAAAUUAACUGACGCUGAUCAAGAACUGUAUAAGAACUUUUCUAUAACUAUAUCUGAAAGAUGGCAAAAUGAAGUUGCUGAAACAGUAUUUGAAACAGUAAAUUCUGAAGCUGAUAAAGCUGAUCAAAAAAGAAAGUCUAGGCAAAAAAAAUUCAAUGAACACAAUGAAGAAGAAUCUGAUUGUAUUCUUCAUGGAUAUAUUAAAAAAUUAGGAGGACCAUUUGCAUCUGCAUGGCAAACAAGGUACGCUAAACUAUACCCUAACCGGUUGGAGUUGCAUUCAGAUUCAGGCUCAGUAAAAACUGAAGUAAUCACAUUAGACCAAGUAUUAGAAGUCAGUCCUGAGUUAGUAAUUGUUAAAAAUGAGCAAUGCAUUGUAUUACGCAUGAAAGAUGGAAAAGAUGGCAAACUAGUUCUUACUAAUAGUGAUGAAAUUGGUUUAAAAGAAUGGGCAUUGUCAUUACGAUCUACACAUAAAUCCACACAUGAUCUGUUAAAAAAAUUGAAAAAACCAGGAAAAAUGUUCAUACAAGAAGAAACUGAUUCGCUAACAUCUACUACAAACACCAACGGAAAUUAGUUAAAUAAUAAGGUAUUAGGUUAAACAAAUCUCUUUGAUGAAUCUCAACGCUUUUCUUUAAAAUAUAUUAAAUGUUCUGCUUUAUUCAUCCAUCCCUUUCCUCAGUUCCCAGUUUUUGUCGACUUAUUAUAUCCAGAUUUUAUUUGCUAAGGUUAGUGUAACGCUACUAUAUAAGACUGUGGUGUUUCAUUAUUUCUUGUUAUUGUAUCGAGAAUGGAUAGUAUAGAUCAAUGUAAUAAAUUACUAUUUUUUAUACAUUUUAUAAUUUUUUAGUACAAUUUUUCUAAUACAUACAUUUUUGUGCAUUAUAAAAACCACAUUUAAUAAAGAAGUUCAUGACAUA
Molecule: messenger RNA, 2428 nt
Organism: Melanaphis sacchari
Lineage: Eukaryota; Metazoa; Arthropoda; Insecta; Hemiptera; Aphididae
Gene: Gprk1
Product: G protein-coupled receptor kinase 1
Exons: 16
Coding region: 1-2085 (694 amino acids)
Biological process (GO): protein phosphorylation; G protein-coupled receptor signaling pathway; regulation of signal transduction
Molecular function (GO): G protein-coupled receptor binding; G protein-coupled receptor kinase activity; ATP binding
Source: RefSeq, a predicted model, not a curated record